GACUCGCAUGUUUUGGUGGCCACAGCACAACCUAACAUGCUUUCCAGACUUCACGAGGCCAAUGUUUUUCUGGAAGAAAUCCAGAAAGGACUAAAUGAUUAUCUAGAGAAGAAAAGACUGUAUUUCCCAAGGUUUUUCUUUUUGUCAAAUGAUGAGCUGUUGGAGAUACUUUCUGAAACCAAAGAUCCUCGAAGAGUUCAGCCUCAUCUAAAAAAAUGUUUUGAAGGAAUCAGUUCCUUGGAAUUCACGGAAGACUUGAAGAUUAUAGGAAUGGUCUCCGGAGAGAAUGAAGUAGUUCCGCUCUGCGAAGAUAUAUGUACAGCAGAAGCUAAAGGAAUGGUAGAGAAGUGGCUGGUGGAGGUAGAAAGUGUAAUGAUGAGAAGUCUGCAACAAGAAACUUUAAAGGCAUUAGCAGCUUAUACGCAAGUUCCUAGGAUACACUGGGUUCUCGAGUGGCCUGGUCAAGUUGUGUUGUGUGGCAGCACAGUGUACUGGACUUCAGAAGUAUCCAGAGCACUGGCAGAGAAUAAAAUCAAGCCAGCUAAGGAAGUUUUUAAGAAUUACCUAAAGGUGAGCAACAAGCAGAUUGAUGAGAUUGUUGGACUAGUUCGUGGAAAAUUAGAUCCAGGAAAAAGAAUUACUCUUGGGGCGUUGAUUGUUCUAGAUGUUCACGCACGAGAUGUGGUCAAUGACCUUAUAAAGAAGAACAUAGACAGCCCUCACGACUUUAGCUGGUUAAGUCAACUGCGCUACUACUGGGAGAAUGGGAGUGUGGUUGUCAGAAUGAUAACCACUGAUAUUCAGUAUGGGUUUGAGUACUUGGGAAAUUCUCCGAGGCUUGUUAUUACCCCACUGACUGACAGAUGCUAUAGAACUUUAAUGGGGGCUCUGAAGCUGAACCUUGGUGGUGCUCCAGAGGGGCCGGCUGGUACAGGGAAGACAGAAACAUGCAAAGAUCUUGCUAAAGCAGUUGCUAAGCAGUGUGUUGUAUUCAACUGUUCUGAUGGCUUGGACUACAAGGCUAUGGGGAAGUUCUUUAAGGGUCUUGCUCAAUCUGGAGCCUGGGCCUGUUUUGAUGAGUUCAAUCGGAUUGAAUUGGAAGUAUUAUCUGUUGUAGCCCAGCAGAUUCACAGUAUCCAGCAUGCCAUAUCACAGAACUUGAAAUUCUUUAUGUUUGAGGGCACAAACAUAUCUCUGAAUCCUACGUGCACCAUGUUCAUUACAAUGAACCCUGGAUAUGCUGGACGUCAAGAACUUCCAGAUAACCUGAAG
Limulus polyphemus (Atlantic horseshoe crab) is the source of this 1272-nucleotide messenger RNA. Its product is annotated as dynein heavy chain 3, axonemal-like. The annotation marks the transcript as partial. The transcript has 8 exons. NCBI's taxonomy places the organism in Eukaryota, Metazoa, Arthropoda, Merostomata, Xiphosura, Limulidae. Gene Ontology annotation, cellular component: dynein complex. Gene Ontology annotation, biological process: microtubule-based movement. Gene Ontology annotation, molecular function: ATP binding; minus-end-directed microtubule motor activity; dynein light intermediate chain binding. The record is from RefSeq and is a predicted model, not a curated record.